AUGCAUGCACAUGCGCAUUGGGUGAGACCACAUGGCAAUAAGUGUGGGCGUAUCCAUACUGUAAGGCUUCAAGUACUGAGAGAAGGAUCUAGGAAUCAAGCACCAAGGAUGGAAAGCAUUGAAGAGAUUGAUCCCUGGAAUUCAAGAGGUCCCUCUGUGUCCCUGAAGGAGGGAGUUGAACUCAACCAGCUGCACAAUGGGGUCAUCCUGGAGAUAGACACAGAGGCCAUGCAGGCCCAGGAGCCCUACCCUGACGACGCAGAGGAGAGCUUUGAGGGAGCGAACGUCCUUGAGCAACUCAAUACAGAAUGCAUUGGUUUCGCUGGAAACAAUUUGUCCGACUCAGAUAAUGAACUGUCACCGUUUGAGAAGAUGGCUAAAUGGAUGACAGUAGUUCCCGGUUCAGACGGUAACUUACUCAAGAAGGUCCUCCGUAGUGGACAUGGUGAUGUGGUGCCAGAAGGGGCCACUGUCAGGGUGCAUUACAAUGGGUAUCUGGAGUAUUCGGAUGAACCUUAUGACUCCAGUAGACUAAGGAAUAGACCGUUACAGUUUAAACUGGGGCAAUCGGCAGUAAUUGAGGGCUGGGAUUGUGGGGUGGCCACAAUGCAGAGGUCAGAGAUUGCUCGAUUUCUGGUCAACCCUAGCUAUGCAUUCGGAGACUUUGGAUGCCCCCCGCGAAUACCCCCUGGAGCUACAAUCAUGUUUGAGAUCGAGCUAAUCAGUUUCAUUGACUACAAGGCAGCGGAUGAGUUUGGUAGCCUUACCAGGAAGGAGAAGAAAGAAGCCUCACUGGAGCAGCUCCUUGCUGUGGCCAAUGCAGAGAGAGAGGCUGGAAACGAACUGUUUAAGCAGAAUAAUUUUGGAAAAGCUUCUAGCAAGUAUCUCAAGGCUGUCCGUUUGCUAGAGUCAGCUCGAUUGAAGGACGAGAUAGAGGAGAAACAAUGGAAGGAAGUGCUACUAAAGCUGUACCUCAACCAGUCGCUGGUGAGCCUCAAGCUGAACAAGCAUCGACUGGCAGUGGCUCAAUGCAAGAGGGCUCUGGAUAUAGACCCCAGGAACGUCAAGGCCAACUUCAGACUAGGACAGGCAUUCAUGAAACUGAGCGAGUUCAAGAAAUCAAGGGAUCACCUGCUGAAGGCUGGUCGACUGUCUCCAGGCAACCAGGAAAUCAGAUUGGAGCUACAAAAACUCGAUAGAGCUGUGUCCAAGUUCAGGACAUUGGAGAAGACCAUGUACACCAAGAUGGUCCAGUUCUCAGCCCCGACUGUCUCUGACCAGACGCUGGAGUCCAGUGGUAACAGUGAAGACAUGAACGAGAUGAGAGAGCAGCUGGUUAAAGAACUUACAUUGAUGCGGGACAAGGUGAGCAUGAAGCAGAUGGUGCUACCACAGAUCCUCACUCCAGAGCAGGUGGACUGUGCCAGACAAGUGGCCCGGGAACUAGGCCUCAAAACAGAAAAGGCCCACAAUGGUGGACUUCGCAUUUACAAAGAAGAGGAUGAAAUAAAAGUUGCCUUUUAACUAUAUAGCUCAGCUGAACAAUUUCCAUGCCAACAAACAAACACUUCAUAUUAAACAAAACUUUAUUAUAACUAUAUUUUACUCUGUUUCACAAUCAAACACUAUUAUACGUAUAAAAUUGAUUCUACGUUGUUAAUCUCGUU
Halichondria panicea is the source of this 1667-nucleotide messenger RNA. RefSeq names its product inactive peptidyl-prolyl cis-trans isomerase FKBP6-like. Gene Ontology annotation, biological process: piRNA processing; spermatogenesis. Bases 1 to 1524 code for a protein of 507 amino acids. Gene Ontology annotation, cellular component: cytoplasm. NCBI's taxonomy places the organism in Eukaryota, Metazoa, Porifera, Demospongiae, Suberitida, Halichondriidae. Gene Ontology annotation, molecular function: Hsp90 protein binding; peptidyl-prolyl cis-trans isomerase activity. The record is from RefSeq and is a predicted model, not a curated record. The transcript has 11 exons.